Messenger RNA from Penicillium maclennaniae, 1377 nucleotides. Its product is annotated as P-loop containing nucleoside triphosphate hydrolase protein. Bases 1 to 1377 code for a protein of 458 amino acids. The transcript is spliced from 3 exons. The record is from RefSeq and is a predicted model, not a curated record. Gene Ontology annotation, molecular function: GTP binding. NCBI's taxonomy places the organism in Eukaryota, Fungi, Ascomycota, Eurotiomycetes, Eurotiales, Aspergillaceae.
AUGGAUGCUGAUUUCGCCUUGUCGGAGCAAGACGUACUCAUCGCAGUGAUAGGUGCUACAGGGAGUGGGAAGAGCACUUUCAUAUCAGCAUUAGUCGAGGAGGACAUCGGUAUUAGCCACAGCUUAAUAUCAGCUACCGCCACAUGCAGGGUCUAUUCCUUUCGUCAAUCCGGGGGAAAUUUGGUAACCCUGAUCGACACUCCGGGCUUCAACGAUACUGGGCUUGAGGAGUCGGAAGUGUUACGAAACAUCGCUUUCAUGUUGACCCGGACCUACCACCGUGGGAUCAGGCUGUCGGGCAUCAUCUACACGCACCGAAUCACAGAUGUCAGAGUUGGUGGGUCGGGAAAGCGGAUGAUGAAGCUUGUCCGAAAUAUUUGUGGUGAAGAAGCCUUCCCUCGAGUGAUUCUGGCCACGACAAUGUGGCAAGCUUUGGACACCGACCGCACGGCUUAUGCUCAAGCAGUCAAUAAUGAAAUAGAGCUACAGUCCACUGAAUAUUUCUGGGGUGCCAUGUGCGAUGGCGGCAGCAAGUUGAUGCGCUGGGACGGGAGCCGUAAGUCGGCGACCGCCAUGGUGGAUUUCCUGUCGCAACUCCAAGCACAAAAAGGUAAAGUGACGUUACAAAUUCAGAAAGAAAUGGUGGACUUGCACAAAGUUCUCAAUGACACCAUGGCUGGGUGCACGGUGAACAACAGGAUCACCGAGCUUACCCGAAAACUCCAUAGGGAGAUGAACGAGGCUGACCUGACCAUUGAAGAGCCGAAGUGGCACCAGGAUACACAAACUCGGGAUUUGGAGACUGUUCGAGGCGAGUUGAAGUGGCAGAUCUGCGAGGCAGAGAAGGCCCAAGAUGCCCUCAAGGUUAACUAUGACAUUCUCUCGCGCCAAAAAAUCGGGGAGUGUGAAGAGCUGUUGGGAAAGCUCGACCGAGAAUUGGUUAAGAAAGAGCACGAAGCGGCCCAGAUUGAAUGGGAAGAGCCCUUAGACAAUGACGGAUCUCUGAACGAGUUGGAAUACAAUAAAGAGCGACUGAAGCUGCUGGAUGAACAAGUCGAGAAUCUGAGGUCCCUGUCACAGACAGCGGAGCUCGAACAAGUCCUAGAAUACCGUGAACGGGUUAAGGAAUGCUACCUGGAAUUCUGCAAGCAGUACGAAAACAGACAAAUGGCUCAGGGUCUGAGAUCUACAGAGCUGAUGUCUCUGCGUGGUGAAGCGACACAGCUGGAUAAGAUGCAGAUGGCCUUGCGAGGGUUUGUAUUUCUGGCAGGACUUGGCUUAACCGUCGCUGGUGCAAUCACUGCAAAUCCACCACUGAUAACUGGCGGGAUAUCUCUCGCAAGUAGUUCAGUGAGUUCUAUGGCACGUGGGAGAUAG